This is a messenger RNA of Calliphora vicina (urban bluebottle blowfly), 1588 nucleotides long. It is a transcript of the gene Mcad, whose product is annotated as Medium-chain acyl-CoA dehydrogenase. The transcript has 3 exons. Gene Ontology annotation, biological process: fatty acid beta-oxidation; medium-chain fatty acid catabolic process. The record is from RefSeq and is a predicted model, not a curated record. Gene Ontology annotation, molecular function: flavin adenine dinucleotide binding; medium-chain fatty acyl-CoA dehydrogenase activity. Gene Ontology annotation, cellular component: mitochondrion; cytoplasm. NCBI's taxonomy places the organism in Eukaryota, Metazoa, Arthropoda, Insecta, Diptera, Calliphoridae. The coding region runs from base 141 to 1394 and encodes 417 amino acids.
CGUUAAGUCAUUAGUUAUUGUGCAGCUGUUAGGAGCAGAAGUGGAGUGAAACUAGUGACACACUUAAUAUUUGUAUUUUUUUUUAAUUUUAUUUUUCAUUAAAAACAAUAAAAAAAAUAUUUUGAUAUUAUUAAUUUACAAUGGCAUUUUUAAAUAGAGUUGCUACACGUUCGGUACGCCAACUGGCAAGCCGCUCUUACGUGUCUGUGUCACACGUCUCUGAGAGUGGUCCCUCAUUUGGUAUGACCGAAGAACAAAAACAAAUGCAGGACAUGGCCCGUAAAUUUGCUCGCGAGGAAAUUAUUCCUGUAGCUGGUCAAUACGAUAAGACUGGCGAGUAUCCUUGGGAUAUCGUGAAAAAAGCAUGGUCUUUGGGUCUUAUGAACAACCACAUUCCUCAGGAAUAUGGUGGCUUAGGACUGGACAACUUCACAACUUGUUUGAUUGCCGAAGAAUUGGCAUACGGUUGUACUGGUAUUAUGACUGCGAUGGAGGCUAGUUCGUUGGGCCAAACACCCAUUAUUAUUGCUGCUAAUGACGAACAAAAGAAAAAGUAUUUAGGUCGCCUAAUUGAAGAACCUCUUGUUGCCGCUUACUGUGUAACCGAACCGGGUGCAGGUUCAGAUGUUGCUGGCGUUAAGACUCGUGCCGAAAAGAAAGGUGACGAAUGGAUUAUCAACGGUCAAAAAAUGUGGAUUACUAAUGGUGGUGUAGCCAACUGGUACUUCGUUUUGGCUCGCACCAAUCCUGAUCCCAAAGCUCCUGCCAGCAAAGCUUUCACCGGCUUCAUUGUGGAACGCGAUACACCCGGUUUGACUCCCGGCCGUAAAGAAAUUAACAUGGGUCAACGCGCUUCCGAUACACGUGGCAUCACCUUCGAAGAUGUUCGCGUUCCAAAAGAAAAUGUACUUAUUGGCGAGGGUGCUGGCUUUAAAAUUGCCAUGGGUACCUUCGAUAAGACACGCGCCCCUGUAGCGGCUGGUGCUGUUGGUUUGGCCCAACGUUGCCUUGACGAAGCUUUGAAAUAUUCGUUGGAUCGUAAAACUUUCGGCUCACCCAUUGCCUACCACCAAGCAGUGCAAUUCAUGCUUGCCGAUAUGGCUAUCGGUGUUGAAACUGGUCGUCUGGCUUAUCGCCUUGCCGCCUGGGAAGUGGAUCAAGGACGUCGUAACAGUUACUACGCUUCAAUUGCCAAAUGUCAUGCUGCCGAUAUGGCUAACAAAAUAGCCUCCGAUGCUGUACAAAUUUUCGGAGGCAAUGGCUUUAAUACUGAAUACCCGGUCGAAAAAUUAAUGCGCGACGCCAAGAUCUAUCAAAUCUACGAGGGCACAUCUCAAAUUCAACGUUUAAUCAUUUCUAGAAAUAUGUUUGAAGCUGCCAAACAAUCCUCCUAAAAAAAUCCACGUCACUCCACCUAGUUAGUAGUAGUCAUUAGAAUCUAAGUCAAUUAUUUCCAUUCAAUCGCAUACAUUUUAUGUAAAAUUGUUUCAUUAAUUAAGUGAAAAUUGUUGUUAUUCGUAUUAUUUUUAAAGAUGAAUGCUGUUCAAAAUAUUGUGAAUAAAAAAAUUAUCUUUUUUUUAAAUAACAA